AGUCGCGGGGACGCUGGCUCGCUCCCUCCCUCCCUCCGACGCUGUGAGUAGAGAAGCUAGGCCCCGAGCCGGGCGGGACUAGGGUGGUGGUUGUGUUCUGCCCUCGCCCGUCGCCAACGCUGGGCUGACUGAAAACCUGGCCCUUUGGGUCGCGCGUCUUCGACCUUCACCGCCAUGCGGACAUGGGGCCGUGGGAGAAACUCUGGGCGGGAUUACGGUGAAAAUUCUUGUUUGGGCGGGCCCAGCGGCUUCUUUCUUCCUGCUCGCCUUCGGCCCCGACCUCGCCCCGCCCCCGCUCCAGCUCCAGCCGGGUCCUCGCUCGGCCCCGCACGCGGCCCGCGGUAGACGGAGGGCCUGGGCACCCACCGUCUCCAUCCCGGCCCCAGCCCAGUCGAGCGUCCACUAGAAGGGCGCUCCCUGUCCGGCCCUAAUCCUCGCUCCUCACGGAGGCUCUUUUGUCACAGCGAAGACUGACAGCCCGCAGUCUUCUGGACUUCUUUUAUGGGGCUCCUGGCGGUGCUAUUCAUUCAGUCAUUGAUUCGUCUUGUAAAUAUCGAGCGCCUGCUCUGUACUCGACCCGGCACUGGGUACCGGAAGAACCAGACAGCUCGGUUUUUGCCACCAUUUAUAAGUCUGUGUCCUUUUCUUGAGUACUGAACCGAGAUACAGUUUUAAAUGUGCUGUGCGGUCUCUGAGCAGCGACUCACCUGUGCAGGUCACUUCACCUGAUUCCCUUUAUGUAAAAAUGAGGGCGAUGGGCUGUGUAAUCUCUAAAGGACCUUCUAACUCUUUAAAAUUAUCACUGUGCCAGUGUUGCUAACACUCAUUCUGUAUGCUUGAUGGCAGUUUUUAAUUUUUAGGGUUAGGACAGCUGAACAUAACAAAUAGAAUUAUACAGAUUUAUUACCAGAAGGACUUCGUGUGCCUCUAAGAAUCUUGGUUCCAGUCUUUGGUCAGGUAGCUCCAGGAAAUCACUUCACCUCUUUGCCUCAGACCCUCCUCUGUGAACUAGGAAUGUUAGCAGUGUCUCCCUAGUCUUAGGGCCGUUGAGCGGAUUACACGAGAUAAGGUCAUCAGGUGUUUAGCACAGUGAAGCAUUUGCUACGUGAUGGCAUUUAUUAUGGUUAAAGGGUUUUACCACCAGAACAGUGGUACAUAGUUUGCUUUAUUUGUUAAAACAAUGUAGAAUAUUGCCUGCUUGUUCCAUCACAGAUGAAAAAAAGAGAUGGUUAUUCAACUUUGUGAGGUAAUUGUGGAUUCCCAUGCAAUUGUAAGAUUAGAGAUUCUGUGUACCCUUUACCCAGUCUUCCCAGUGGUAGCAUCUUGCAAAACUAGUACCAUAUCACAACCAGGUAAUUGACAUUCACACAGUCCAUUGAUCUCAUUCAGAUUCCUCAUUUUGUAUUAGUGUUCUCUGUGUAUAUUUAGUUCUAUAUGGUUAUCAGGUGUGUAGAUUCUUGUAUCCACCACCACAGUCAAGGUACAGCCCAGGUCCAUCACCACAAGGGUCCCUCCAGUUGCCCUUUUAUAACCACAACUUACCUUUGCAGCCCCACCCAAUCUAUUCUCUGUUUCUAAAAUUUUGUUAUAUCAAGAAUGUUACAUAAAUGUAAUUAUUGUAAUUAUACAGUAUGUAACUUUUAUUGACUCUUUUUCAUUCAGCAUAAUCCCUUGAGAUAUAUCCAAACUGUUACAUAUAUCAGUAGUUCCUUCGUUUUUAUUACUGAGUGGUAUUCCAUAAUGUAGAUGUACUACAGUAUUGAUAUGGUUUGGCUGUGUCCCCACCCAAAUCUCAUCUUGAAUUGUAACUCACAAUUCCCAUGUAUUGUGGGAGGAACCAGGUGGGAGGUGAUUGAAUUAUGGAGGCAGGUCCUUCCUGUGCUGUUCUCCAGAUAGUGAAUGAGCCUCACAAGAUGUGAUGGUUUUAAAAACGGGAGGUUUCCCUGCACAAGUUCUUUCUUUGCAUGCUGCCAUCCAUGUAAGAUGUGACUUGCUCCUCCUUGCCUUCCACCAUGAUUGUGAGGCCUCCCCAGCCAUGUGGAACUAUCAAAUGAUGCUGUUUGGAAAAAUUUCCCAGCAGUUGUGUGGCGUAAAGAAACUCCCAUGGUCAUGUGACUCCAGAUACUUCUGGGGCUGGUUGAAUGCAGUGUUUAAUAAGGUGGAUUAUGAUCGCAUCAGGGAUGUUGGCCCUGACAGGGCGGCAUCCGAGUGGUUGCUGCGCUGUGGGGCCAUGGUGCGCUACCAUGGCCAGGAGAGGUGGCAGAAGGACUACAACCACCUUCCAACAGGCCCUCUGGACAAAUACAAGAUUCAGGCGAUCGACGCCACCGACUCUUGUAUCAUGAGCAUUGGAUUUGAUCACAUGGAGGGCCUAGAGCAUGUUGAAAAAAUAAGGCUGUGCAAGUGUCAUUAUAUCGAAGAUGACUGUUUGCUGAGACUUAGUCAACUUGAAAAUUUACAAAAAACCGUAUUGGAAAUGGAAAUAAUAUCCUGUGGGAAUAUCACAGACAAAGGCAUCAUUGCUUUGCGUCAUUUAAGAAACCUCAAAUAUUUGUUGUUAAGUGAUCUUCCUGGAGUAAGAGAAAAAGAAAAUCUUGUCCAAGCCUUUAAGACAGCACUGCCUUCUCUGGAACUAAAAUUACAAUUGAAGUAAAAUAAUGUGUCUUAUUUCAGUAUAAAGGAUCAUUUGAAACUGUUGAUUCCAAACAUCAACUAAUAUUAUAUAGUCAUCAGUAGAAUUAUAAGGAUACCAUAUCAUGACAUUUUAGAAGUGGAGAGUGCAUCAUAUGUAGAAAAUAAAUAUUCAGACGUGACUCAUUAAUGUUACUAAAUUGGAAGUGAGAAUUUAUGAACAUUAAUUCAUUUUAAGAAAAGUGCAGCCGGGCGCGGUGGCUCAUGCCUGUAAUCCUAGCACUUUGGGAGGCCAAAGCAGGCAGAUCACCUGAGGUCAGGAGUUCAAGACCAACCAUGGCCAACAUGGUGAAACCCCAUCUCUACUAAAAAAACAAAAUUAGCUGAAUGUGUGGUGCACGCCUUUAAUCCCGGCUACUCUGGAGGCUGAGGCAGGCGAAUCACUUGACUUGGGAGGUACAGGUUGCAGGGACCCGAGAUUGUGCCACUGCACUCCAGCCUGGGUGACAGAGCGAGACUGUCUCAAAAAAAAGAAAAAUGAAAACUAGGUAACAUUUUAAUUCUAAUAUAUUCAUUUAAUAUGUAAAUCUAUAGAUAUCUCUUGAUGUAGAUAUUUAUUUAGAAUCCUUUAAAGUUAUUUGUACAACAGAUGUUUUUAUUAUAACAGUAAUUUACAUUUAACUUUAAAGUUAGUGAAGCAUACUACCAUAAAUGCACAAUUAUGAAAAAUUAGAAGCUAAAUUACAGAUUCAUUGAUGGAGUCAAUUAUGCAAAGUGGUCAGUGGUUGUUGAAGCAUGCAUUGCUUCAACAGGAUUUGCGUGCAUUUCCCAUGAUCCUGCAUUCUUGUGUUCUUGAUAGCAUACAGACUUUCUCAGAAUCAACAGUUGCUGCUUAAUUUGUCUAUUUUGUAAGCUUAGGCUACUAUUUUAUUAAAACUGGACAUAGAUACUUGGCUGAAUACAAAUAGUUUUGCAGAUUGCAAUAUAAUAAAGGACACAAUAAAAACCA
Messenger RNA from Gorilla gorilla gorilla (western lowland gorilla), 3640 nucleotides. It is a transcript of the gene DMAC2L, whose product is annotated as distal membrane arm assembly component 2 like. NCBI's taxonomy places the organism in Eukaryota, Metazoa, Chordata, Mammalia, Primates, Hominidae. The record is from RefSeq and is a predicted model, not a curated record. The coding region runs from base 1919 to 2653 and encodes 244 amino acids. The transcript has 5 exons.